Messenger RNA from Xenopus laevis (African clawed frog), 2890 nucleotides. RefSeq names its product cell cycle checkpoint protein RAD17-like (gene rad17.S). The transcript has 7 exons. Lineage: Eukaryota; Metazoa; Chordata; Amphibia; Anura; Pipidae. Bases 2053 to 2484 code for a protein of 143 amino acids. The record is from RefSeq and is a predicted model, not a curated record.
UCGUGGCAUGUGACGAAAACAUCCCAAGCCACGCAACGUGAGCGCUGAUGCUGUUUGAAGUUUUUACUUUCCUGCCAGAGUCUAGUCACUCUAAACCAGCAUAUUUUAUAUGUCGUCAUCUGUUGAGCUGAUGGGAAUAGGACACUUUGAUAAUGUCAAAAACAUCUUGCAGAAGGAAGGUAACCUCUGCUAAGAUUACUGAUUGGGUUGAGCCGUCUUUUGAAGACAUCUUUGGAAACACAAGCAAAGAUUCGUCCUCUUCAUUUCAGACAUCUUGAACUGUUAAAAUAUGUGUACAAAGAAAUAAUGAGUCUUCUUUAGAGAACAAACAGGGAAAGAAGAGAACAAAUCCAUUCACCAAAGACCAUCCUAAUGAUAAAAACCAACAUACUUCUGACUACACCCAAAAUGAUCCCUGGAUUGAUAAAUACAGACCAGAAGUUCAGGCAGAGCUUGCUGUGCAUAAGAUAAAAGUUUAAGAGUUUGAGGCCUGGCUCAAAAAACUCACAUGGAGAACAGCCCACAGAAGCAGGUCUGGUACUGGAUUCUUAAAAAUGUGCUCUAUAUUUUGAGUUUAAAGUUGGCACACUGCAUAUAUGUAAGUUUCCAAUGUGUGACACAGCAAUAGCAUAUUUACAGGCUUUACAGGCAGGUUUCUAACAGACUAGUUACACCUUAGUAGUAACCUAUUGCAUGCAAUCAAUGUUACGUUUUUUUCAUCCAGCUGACGGUUUAAGAAUAAAAGCAAAAAAAUUAUUGAAUUUCCAAUGGGUUACUGCCCAGGCGCAAAUUUGCAAUUGUUGGCUCCCGGGCUUUUUUGUUUAUGAAUUUAUUGCUCGUGGCACAAUAAAGGGUUACUGUCGGUGUUUACUUUAAUUUUCCACCUUUAUUUCUGCUAUUUUUAGAGUUUCCUUUUAUCAUAACUAUAUUUUAGCUCAAAUCAUAAAUGAAAAAUAUGCUUGGAUAAUGUCAUAGUGGCAAAGACUCUAGACAUAGCUAAAAGCAAUGCUCAUGAAAUUCUUGUCACUUCUCUUUAAAUAUGCUACAUUACCUGAUGAAGGAAGGGGACCCCCCCCCCCCGAAACAUUGAUUCUGUUGGUAGUAUAAUAAAAGGGGAAGCUCCCCAACUGCAGAUAAUCACGUUUGUAUGGAUCCGUAAAUCUUUUUGCUGUGCUCUGAUUCAGCCCACUCACUGGCCUGUAUUAUAUGUGUAAGAUUUAUAUAUGAUUGUAUGCAUUGAUGAGCCAAAAUAUGCCUGUUGACAGAUUAGAUAAAUGUAGCAACAGACAUAAUUGGGGCUGAAUUAGCAGUUGCUCAGUCAGCAGGGAAACCACAAUGUGUGGCUAACCUUAGCUGUUGACGUACAAUAAGAAGUGUUCAUGAAGAAUGUUGGGAAAUCUUUUGAUUUUUCUUAUAUGUUUCCAGGGUGGUCAUCUUUUAUUGCUAACUGGCCCCCCGGGCUGUGGAAAGACUGCAACACUUCAAGUGCUUACAAAAGAUAUGGUGAUUCAGGUGCAGGAAUGGAUCAAUCCUCUAAUGCAGGAGUUCAGACAAGAAGAACAACCUGAAGUUUUUGAUAGAGGCAAUGAGGUUCCGACCUAUGGUUUCUGCUGUGCAUGGUCACUCAGUGAUCCACUUUCAAACUGUUGCAGUUUAAUACAGUGGUCCAUGGCAAGUGGUCAUUUCGGGUGUUUUGUUGUCUCCAGAACCCCAAAGUGGGCAAAACAGUCAUAUGGAAAAAGUUUGGGAACCCUUCUCAGCCUGCAUAAUAAUUUACUCCACUUUCAACAAAAAAGAUAACGGUGGUAUGUCUUUACUUUCCCAGGAACAUCUGAGUACUGGGGUGUUUUCUGAACAACGAUUUUUAGUGAAUCAGUAUUCAGUUGUAUGCAAUUAAAUCAAAUGUGAAAAACUGGCUGUGCACAUGCCCAGCCACAAGCAGAAAGAUGAAGCAGGAAGAGGAUCGCUCCUUGGUGGUUACUGGAAGAACCCCGGUCCUGUGCUCCUAUCAGCAGAAAACUGCACCCGCCUCGGUUUCUUCCCAGGAGCACCAUGUUAACACCGAGAAAAUUGUCUUGCUGCAAGAUCUCUCUUCUCAAGCUUCUGUUCCUCACCACUUUGUCUUCAAACUCAGGUGUUACCUUAUCUGGCAAUGCUCACAAACCCAUUGAGGAAUCCGUCACAAAUUGCAUUUAUUCAAGAUGUUGUCGGCUACCAUUAAAAAGACAGUUUGCAAGGCUGAAACUUGAAACACUCACAGACAAAGAUCCUGGGCUGCUAAAUGCUGAGAGUGGUGAGGAAGAUAACCUUACUGAAAUGCAAAGAGAAAGGAAUGACACGGCCAAUUCCAUGGGUAAUGCAAAGGAACUUUUGUCCACUCAAGGAGCGGAAAGUGUGUUGCCGGCCAGUCAGCCCCAACCGGUUGCAGCACAAGCAGUUAUGGAGGAUGAAGAGUUAAAGAUAGAAGAGUAUGACAGUGACUGAUCUCUGUCAGCAAUGGUUACUCUUACUUCUUUGGACUUAAGGGGCAACUUUCUGGUUAGCAGGUCAUUCAUUAAUAAAUUUUGUUUAGUUAUGCAGCCUCCAUACCAAUGUAAGUGUUUGGAAGGAACAACGGCAGAGCUUCCUGUUCUGAAUAGGUCAUGAGAGGAACUGGUUUGUGGAGCAGCAGGAUUGUUAUAGCACUUAGAGCCAGUCUGUGUGAGAAAUUGCUUUAAUAUCCACUGCAGAAAUAGUGGAUUGGCAACUGUUGUGCUGAAGAUAUACUGCUGUAAAUUAAUUUAUGCUUUACAUGCAAGAUGGAACACCUACAAUGUGAAUGUAGGUUUAUAUAAAGUUCUAUUCGGAACUAUUUAUCUAUGUAAAUAAAUACUUUUUUCUCCAUUUGAAA